Centruroides sculpturatus (bark scorpion) is the source of this 1128-nucleotide messenger RNA. RefSeq lists its product as uncharacterized. NCBI's taxonomy places the organism in Eukaryota, Metazoa, Arthropoda, Arachnida, Scorpiones, Buthidae. The transcript is spliced from 2 exons. The record is from RefSeq and is a predicted model, not a curated record. The coding region runs from base 96 to 674 and encodes 192 amino acids.
AGUAUUAGCUUUACUUUCCAAUGAAGUAAGAAAAACUUUACAUCUGGAAAUUUACCUACCGAAUUUAAAAUUUAGUUUAUUUCAUACCAGAAAAUAUGGUUGUUUUAUACAUCUAUGUGAUGUUUGUUUUUUUCACUACCGCAGAAAAUUAUUACGCCGUUAAUAACAAAAUCUGUAGCUUGAAUUAUUUUAUGAAAAUCUUAUCUUGCAUCUGUGACAGUAAAUUCGAACUUCGAAACAAUGAAGAACGGAAGAAAGUCCAUCUUCAUUAUGCAGUGGAUCACUGUUGUAAAUUUUCCUGUUCGGAAUUAUUUCUGAAGUUAUAUUGUCCAUUUAAAAAUUCUGAGGAAAGUCGUGAUUAUUUAUCAAAAUACAUUUCUCCAGAAUACGUUUUUGAUGAAAAUAUUAUUGCAGAGAUAUGCAAGAAGAAUGGUAUUAAAUACAACAAAGAUUUUUCGACUAGACAGAACCAGGAUCGAACAUAUUCAGAUUUUUCUAAUUGCAGAACGGUCGAUUCCUAUUCUGGUUUUAGGCAUAAUGAAAAUAUUGACACGUCCGUAAGUAUCCCUGAUGACGAAGACUAUUCAAUUAUUGGAUCAUCUGGUUUCUCGAGUGGAAAAGGUUAUUCUGACGAAUCAUCCGGUAUUUUAAACGACGAAACUGCGAUUCAUUAAGAGAAAAAUAAUUUUUUCUGACCUAAACAAAGAAAACAAGGUAAUCUUGUAAUUAGAUAAACAUUUUGUAAACUGGAUCGAUAGUUAUAUUAAUUAAUAUAUUUAAAGCAUAUCAUUUCCAAGGAGUCUGAAAACCUUCAUGUUUCACGAAUUAAAGGAAUAUCCGCAUAAACAUCGUUUUUUUAAAUAAAGUUGUAAAAUAAUUUCAUUUGAUAUUUAAUUUAAAAAUAAAUAAAAAUUUUCUGUAAAUCUUUAGUCCAAUUUUAGAAAUUGUUAGUUGUAUAUCAAAUAUUAUAAUGAAAAUUCAUAUAUACAAAAAUUACAUAGAUACUCCUACUUUCGCUUUAACUUUUCUAAGUAAAAAUUUAAACUAUGUUUACGCUUUAAAUGCUAUUUUCUAAUUGAUUUUUAUAGUAAUUUAUCAAGAUUAAUGUUCUUUCUGAUUAUAUAAUAA